This is a messenger RNA of Triplophysa rosa, 4620 nucleotides long. It is a transcript of the gene ubn1, whose product is annotated as ubinuclein 1. The transcript is spliced from 18 exons. Bases 1179 to 3884 code for a protein of 901 amino acids. Gene Ontology annotation, cellular component: nucleus. NCBI's taxonomy places the organism in Eukaryota, Metazoa, Chordata, Actinopteri, Cypriniformes, Nemacheilidae. The record is from RefSeq and is a predicted model, not a curated record.
UUGAUGCAGAUAGCAGAGCGACUGUGCCUGGUGUGUGGAAGAUGAUUAAUAACUAAAAGGAAUGUGAAACAUGUAUGUUGGUUGUAUUAUUUCCAAAUAUAUUUUGAUUAAUUUAAACUAUAUUUUACAGACCCAAAGCAUUAUCAUAUCGCAUAUAGGCCUAGCAUUUUCGUCAAUAUCGCACAGCACUACUGAUGAUAAUACAUACAAAUAAGAGGCUAAACCUUACUGUCCAUUCUCUUUCAGCGAUUCAGGACCACGGACAGCACCAUGGAAUUACUUUGGUACGCAAGCACUUUAGACAGUAAAAACUGUAUUCCAAGUAAAUAAUAAUAAAUAAUGGUUCAGUCUGUAUACUUUAUAUGAUUCUAUUCAACUACGUUAUGAACGUAGACCAAGACAGUAAUGGCUUAUAAGCUUGUACCACCAACGCUCCAGUCGAACAGACAUAAGAUAUUUAGGCUACCUUUAAAAUUGAUAUUUACAUUUGACCUGUUAGCAUACCUCAGCAAAACCACAACAAUGUCAACGUACAUGAACAUGUUUUGUUAUGGUUUCUACUGCUACACUAAAGUAAGUCAGGCGCAGAAUGAUGACGACCGAACUGACUAGGCGGCGGUCUGUCCAAUGAGAGCGCCCAUUUGUGAUUUUGGAAAUAGUUGUGGGCAUAGAUAUCGUUGUGGGUGUCCAUUUCAGUGAUAAAAUCUGAAUCUCAGGUCAAAAUGUAUCGCAACAAAAACAGUCAAGGCUAGAUAACGCGUACUGACCACCUACAAACCCGUACUGGAUGCAUCUAAACGGACUACAUCCCAAUUUUACUCUGGAUUUCACAACAAUAAUAUUAGACUGCGAUGAUAAAUGGAAGUCUUCAUGGCGAAUGUUGACUGUCGGCGUGACGUCGGCUUUACGACUCUUCAAGGGGCCUCAGAGAUAGAAUAAAACCGUUCGGCGUUCGCGAAGAAGCGUACAACACAGCGCACCACCAUUACAUGACAUGGAUAAAUAUCAAUCGGCGCUACGUUGCAUUUCUACCGUGUUGCUAUUGUCUUCUCCGAAACGCACGAAUGCCCAUUGCAUAACCCGCAAAAACGCCGACUUCCUUUUCACGCGAGGAAAAUGACACUGAUCUCUAUUGGAGGGUUAUAAUUAAUCGCACCUGUUUCGGGUAGACCGGUGGCAUGCGUGCGUCCUGCGCAAUGGCCGCACCGAGACGAAUUCAACUGACCGCACUGUCCAGCAACGCACACUUCCCUCUUCCCACCAUCCCUCCCGUAUCUGAGACCAAUGACCAACCUGUCAAGCUGGGUUUACUGGCACCGACGCCAGAGUCUGAACGUACAUCACCGCCAGCUGAAACGAGACUGGAGCUCAGACUGUUCGAGCCGGACGAGCAACGCUGCCCGGAGUUCAGCUACCCAGAUCUGAUCAGCUCAAAGCAAACUCCUGAGAAGAAAUUGCAGACGGCAGAUGAAGUUGUGGAAGACAGAGAGCGAAAUGAAUUGGAGGCACUUGCGAGAAAGUUUGAAGGGAAAUAUGGUGGAUCUUGCAAAAAGAAAAAAGACAGAGUCCAGGAUCUGGUGGAUAUAGGAUUUGGUUACGAUGAAUCUGAUUCAUUCAUUGAUAAUUCUGAAGCUUAUGAUGAGCUGGUUCCAGCUUCCCUCACCACCAAAUAUGGCGGCUUCUACAUCAACUCAGGAACUCUGCAGUUCCGGCCAGCAUCUGAAGGGGGUCAGAAGAACGAGACAAGUGAUUUUGAGAACAAUUUCAAACCCAAGAAACGUAAGAUUAAGCAGGGAAAAGACCAGAAGAUGGGUAAGAGAAAGAAAGAUGACAUGCUGAAACAGAAUGAAGACGAGGUGGUCAAAAAGAGCGCCCAGCAAGACGAGCCACCAGAAAAAAUGAAGAAAAGCAAAAAGCCUCUGAGCAUCGAUAAGAUGCUGAAGAAGUUCCAUAAGGAAAAACUUCAGCAGCUGCAAAUGUUUAAUGCUAGAGAGAGAGAUCAAGCUCUCAAUCACAGCUGUGCCAUCAUGCAAGCGGAGGGUCAAGAACCGCCCAUAUCUGCUGACCCUCUUCUCACACUCAUUGGUUCUGCCAGUGCUGAUGAUCUCCUUCAAGCGGUGAAGGCAGCUGAGCUGGACUUUGACUUGGACGGGCUCUUGGGGGAGCCGCAGAACAUCUGCUCUCCAAGCAAGGAGGAAAAUGGAGAGGUUCUGGUAGCGCAGGUCACCAUGAAGCCCCCCGCUUCGCUUCCUGAGGGUCUUCCUCCUACGCUAGAGCAACGCAUUCAAGAACUCACUCAGGCCGUCAAGAAAGUUGAAGGACAAAAUAAGAUGGAGGUUUUGUCUGCUGAGCUCAACAAUGUUUUACUAGAUGUGGAAGUGAGCGCUAAACAGCUUAGUGGCAAAGUACGCUCCAGGAUCUUCUCCUACUUGGCAUCGCAGCUGUCUUGCAGCAAAGGAACUCUAGUUAAAAGAGCCAAAAAGCUUCACAAUCUACAGCAGGAUGGGCGGUUGAAAGAGCUCCUGCAGAAGCUAGAGAAUGCGGUUGCCAGAUCAAUGCCAGAACAAAUCAUCCGUUUCCAGAGCCACUGCCAAGCUCAUUCUGAAGCUCGAGCUGCCAAGCUUGAGGCCGACAAGGAGCAACGGGUGGCCGAUGGCUCUGAUGAGGAAGAAGAGGAGAGGAGUGGAAAACGGGUGUUCGGACCUCGGAAGAGAUUUAGAUGGAACGAAGAAAUCAGGGAGUUAAUCUGUGAGAUUGUAAAUUUGAAGAUGACCAUCUAUGACUUGGAGUCACCUGCAUGUUCUAGUUUGGAGGAGUAUCUCAAAAUGUUCUUGGAGGCUGAGGUUAAACCUCUUUGGCCUAAAGGAUGGAUGCAAUCCAGGAUUCUGCUUAUAGAAACUCGAAAAGCACACGGUCACAUUACUGGUGUUGUAAAAGGUGAUAUAGAGGCAGUUAUGAAGGCAAGGAAGAAACCAAUGGGUACAACGAAACUAAAAAAGGCCAGCGCUGUCCCUGAGGACAAUAAGAACAGUCUGGACAUUCAAGGCCCGCCGGCACUAAAACGCAAGCGUCUGAGUGUCCCCGUGAGCAUGCAGCCUGAAGUUGGAGCCACGCUGAGCACAACUGCCAAAACUCCUUCAAACACACAAACAUCUACCACCUUCUCUAUCCAUCCAGCCAAUCACAUGGAAGGGGUGGUACGUCCCUCGCUAGGUGGCAGUCAGCUGGUGAACCACCAUGCCGGCACUCAGAGAAGUCAAAUGAGUGUGGAGUGUGCGGUACAGGGUACAGCUGUGGCUACAGAAAACGGAUUAGGUCAGAUGAUGUGGAACAUGACUGGUUUGGAAUCGGAUUUAAAGCGACUCCAGAGCGGCGAAAAGGCCAUUCCAAAACUGACGCUGGUGGCGCCCCCCGAUGGUGCUCAGGGCCACUGCCCAUCAAUGGUGCAGGGCGUCGCCAGACUGCUCACUACCACAUCAUUGGAUGAUGCACCUGUAUCCAUGGCAGCAGCAGCCGGUGAGAUCUCAUGUGGGAAUCCAGCUCUUCCCACCCCUUCAAUGUCUCUACUUCCAUCCACCUAUCCCACCACAGCACAGCCAGGCAUCUUACCAAGCUUUGCCCCCCUGCAUGGUCUCCCGUUCUCUGGGUUAAGCCCUGGCACAAAGCUCCCCAGACAACCACUAGGCUGCAAAAGUCCAGCAUCAGGAAACUUACAGCAUGGUCUCACACAUGGUAACUCCAUGCUGUGCUCUAGCACUCUUCAUCUUGUGUCUGUCCCUGUUUCCUCUCCUGCUCCUCUUCAUUCUAUUACACCAUGGCUCUUUGGUUUAGAUGGAAAUCAGAUCCACGCAGAUGGGCUUAACGCACGCCGAAAACUACAUUAAUAGCCAUUACAGUGAAACAGAAGACCGAGUGACCAAAUGACCAAAUGCAAACUCCUUCAAAGUGAAUGUUUAUUUGCAGUAAGCAGAAUGCACUGAUCAAGAAUUGGGAAUGGUGGUGUAAUGACUUUUGUUUAAGAUAUAAUUUGAUAUGAUCAGCCAUGUGGCCUCAGUUCAGGCCUUUGCACUUAUUGAAAUGCACUUACUCGACUGAAUUCUCUAUUCCUAUUCAUGAUGCUUUUGAAUCGCAGAUUCUCUCUCCUAAAGGUGAAUUAACAGUAAACAUCUAUAAUCCUAAUCUAUUUAUAAAAUGAAACCGGAACAAUAGUUAUGACAGGUGGUGUGGGCCACAAACCUUCAAUAUUAACUUUAUAUAUUUAUGUGUUGUUGUGUACUCUAAAUGAACUGUGAAUGCAUUGUUCGUGCUAAUGGAUGGCAAAGAUGGCUUUGUUUAUUUUUACUGGACUGGGAAAUAGUAUUUAUGCCUCUGUGAUCAUCUCAGGGCUGUUUAGGUUAGGUAUUAUGGCUGGGUUCCCACGGAGAAAUGCUGCAAAAUGUGUGUGAGAACAUGCACUUGCUUUUGUUUUUGGACAUGCUAAUAUGUGACUUUUGAAAAUAAUUAUUUGAAAGGGUAUUAUGGAAAAAUAAAGUUUCCUAAAAUAUUGAUAUCGUUUCAACAGCCAUCCAUGUGUCUUAGGAUAAAUAAACUGACGCUUUCAAUUUUCCUCUUUUGAUUGGA